CCCUGGCGAGCUCUAUGACGUCAUCCUGGUUGUUUGCAAGAAGAGAAAAAAAGAUAAGAGGUGGAAUUAGCUGAAGAUUUUCCGUAUCAAAGAACGGUUUUAUGGUUAAAAUAAACUAAAAUUCACAUCUAGAACCAUGUCUACGCCAGCCCGGAGACGACUAAUGAGAGAUUUCAAAAGGCUUCAGGAAGAUCCUCCUGCUGGGGUGAGCGGGGCUCCAUCUGAAAAUAAUAUCAUGUUGUGGAAUGCAGUAAUAUUUGGGCCUGAGGGAACACCAUUUGAAGAUGGAACUUUUAAGCUAGUGAUAGAGUUUUCUGAAGAAUACCCAAAUAAACCUCCCACUGUCCGAUUCAUCUCAAAAAUGUUCCAUCCGAAUGUUUAUGCAGAUGGAAGUAUAUGUUUAGAUAUCUUACAGAAUCGCUGGAGUCCAACAUACGAUGUUUCAUCUAUUUUGACCUCUAUUCAGUCUCUGUUGGAUGAACCAAAUCCCAACAGUCCAGCCAACAGCCAGGCUGCUCAGCUUUACCAAGAAAACAAACGGGAAUACGAGAAGAGGGUAUCGGCUAUUGUAGAGCAGAGCUGGAAUGACUCCUAACAAUGAAAAGAGUACUUCUCACCGCUGUUAAACUCAAUCUUUCAUUUACCUCAUUGAGAAAAAAAGUGAAAAAAAAAACAAAAAAAAAUACUUAAGUGCCACCAGUUUAAAAAGAAAAAAAAAAAAUCUGGACUUUUAGUGCUUGCCAACAUGUUUGAAGAAUACCAGCCACUGAGGUUUGUGUUACUCUUGUGUUUUUAAUGUGUUCUUUUUAUUGCAUGAUGUGAAAUAAGUUAUUGCUAACUAAACUUGUAUUAUAUCUUUCUUUUUUCUUUUUGUUGGAUGGAUGCUGUUACUGUUCAGUUUCCAAAGAACCAUUUUUUUUUAUGUUUUUCCUGGUUUAAAGAAAACCAGCCAUUUAGAAUAUGCUAAUUUUGUCAGAUUUAUUGGUGCAAUGGCAGAUGUUGUUUUUUAUUUUUUAAAGCAACAGACAUUUAAUAAAAACAAACAAAUUAUAUCAA
Messenger RNA from Acipenser ruthenus (sterlet), 1056 nucleotides. Its product is annotated as ubiquitin-conjugating enzyme E2 B. Lineage: Eukaryota; Metazoa; Chordata; Actinopteri; Acipenseriformes; Acipenseridae. The transcript has 6 exons. Gene Ontology annotation, cellular component: HULC complex. Gene Ontology annotation, biological process: protein polyubiquitination; DNA repair; proteasome-mediated ubiquitin-dependent protein catabolic process. Gene Ontology annotation, molecular function: ubiquitin conjugating enzyme activity. The record is from RefSeq and is a predicted model, not a curated record. The coding region runs from base 137 to 595 and encodes 152 amino acids.